Messenger RNA from Fragaria vesca subsp. vesca, 458 nucleotides. RefSeq lists its product as uncharacterized. NCBI's taxonomy places the organism in Eukaryota, Viridiplantae, Streptophyta, Magnoliopsida, Rosales, Rosaceae. The transcript has a single exon. The coding region runs from base 1 to 396 and encodes 131 amino acids. The record is from RefSeq and is a predicted model, not a curated record.
AUGCUAGCCGCCGCGUCCUCCUCCUCCACGUGGCUCCGAGCCCGCCGGAGCCGCUGCGUGUUUCUUAUCCUCUGCUCCCCGAUCCUAAUCCCUUUCCUCUUCGCCACCUUCCCUCUCCUCUGCGCCGCCGAGCUCUUCCUCCGCCUCUGCCGCCUCCGAAGCCGUGGCAAGUUGGCCCGCAACGAGGCGGAGGACGAUCGGGUGCGGCGAUGCGAGGAAGGGCGAUGCGCGGCGGAGGCGGAGGAAAGAGAAGAGAUGGGGCUGCUGCAGAGGUACUUGGAGGAUCAACUGUUGCUGGUCGGAUCUGUGUACGAUUGUGGAGAGUACGAUGAAGAUUUGUAUCAAGGGAUUCAGGGCUACGAUGACAAUGAUUCUAACACCCCUCUUUUGUCUUAGAUUUGCGAUUUCCAUUUCUGCCUUUGUUUUUCUUUUACAUUUUUGUACAUCACACACAUUUU